UUAUGCCUUAACAAAUCUAUAACCUAUAAAAAUUGGAACGUCAAACUUGUUUAUAAAGUGUUAACCUAUUUUACUCACUAUUGAAUCGAUCAACAAUAGAUAUGGAGAAACAAUACGAAAAGAUUUUCAUAACAGUUGGCACGACACGAUUCGACUUGCUUUGUGAAUAUAUUCUAACACCAUCCGUUCUUACUGCAUUGAAAAGUAUAGGUUGCAAAGAGGUUACAUUUCAAAUCGGAAACAGUGAUGAAACCCCUGGAAAUUACGAAAAAGAAGGAGUGAAAUUAGUUUUAUAUAGAUUCAAAGACUCUAUACGAGAGGAUAUAAAACGUGCCGAUUUAGUAAUAAGCCAUGCCGGCGCUGGAAGCUGUUUAGAAGUAUUAGGAGAAAACAAACCACUGUUAGUUGUUGUAAAUGAGGAUUUAAUGGAUAAUCACCAACUAGAACUGGCUGAACAGUUACAAGUCGACGGCCAUCUAUACUAUUGCACUUGUGAUACAUUAGUUACCACAUUAAACAUGGUGGAUUUUAAAUUAUUAAACUCAUUUCCUAAGGCUAAUCCGUCACUCUUUGUCAAGUAUUUAGAUGAUAUUUUCAGGGUAAAGCCGUGUAUAGAUUGAUAGUACACAUAGCUAGAAAUUGAGCACUAAUAAUAGUGGUUAAUUUCUAGCAUAAAAAUCUAUUAUUACUAACUAUAAUUAACUACUAUUACUUACAAAUUACAUUGUCUAGCUGUGUCCCCCAAACUAUAAAGUUUAUUGAAACUUUCAGGCAAUUUCAUAAGAAGUAUUUCCUUCAGUUUGACAUUAGCUACUUUGAGAUAUAUUAUAAUUCACCUAAACAAGUCUAGGUGCAGGUCAUAUCCAACUUGUCAGUUUAGAAAUCUCCAAGAAAAACCUAUGUGCAGGAAUCACCAGAGACAUCCUUCAGUUGAUUAUUUAAAAAAAAUUUAAGCUGAAAUUUUAAUUCCAUAUUAUUUAAGUUAUGGACCUUAUAUACCUAUAGUUGUAUAAAGUCUACUUUAAUGUAAAAAUAUAUUAAUUAUGUGCAUAAAUAAAAACAUAUACCUGUA
Molecule: messenger RNA, 1072 nt
Organism: Manduca sexta (tobacco hornworm)
Lineage: Eukaryota; Metazoa; Arthropoda; Insecta; Lepidoptera; Sphingidae
Gene: Alg13
Product: UDP-N-acetylglucosamine transferase subunit ALG13 homolog
Exons: 1
Coding region: 102-620 (172 amino acids)
Biological process (GO): dolichol-linked oligosaccharide biosynthetic process
Molecular function (GO): hexosyltransferase activity
Source: RefSeq, a predicted model, not a curated record